This is a messenger RNA of Diaporthe citri, 1278 nucleotides long. RefSeq lists its product as uncharacterized. The record is from RefSeq and is a predicted model, not a curated record. Bases 1 to 1278 code for a protein of 425 amino acids. Gene Ontology annotation, cellular component: mitotic spindle pole body; DASH complex; mitotic spindle. The transcript has 3 exons. Gene Ontology annotation, biological process: attachment of spindle microtubules to kinetochore. NCBI's taxonomy places the organism in Eukaryota, Fungi, Ascomycota, Sordariomycetes, Diaporthales, Diaporthaceae.
AUGUCUCGGGCAGGAUCUUCAGCAGCUAGGAAUCUGACCCUCACCGAGGAGCUGGAAAGGCUAGAGCAAUCCAUCACACUCACUCUGCAAGAGAUCGACUCGAACUUCAGCAGGGCGCAUCGCAUAGUCACCACGAGCAUCCUGCCCCUGGUGGAGCAGUAUGGAGAGCACUCAAAGGCCGUGUGGGAGGCGUCGAAGUUCUGGAAGCAGUUCUUCGAGGCAUCCGCAAACGUGUCGUUGUCGGGGUAUGAGGAGCUAGCUGCCGACGAGGACACGACGGCCCACGAUGAGACGACAGAGCAUGGUGAGACGACAGCGGAUUACACGCCGCGCCCGGAAGGCGGAGAUCCCCAUCAGGAUGCCUCAUACCAAGCACAGGACGACUCACUGCUCGAUGGCGGGGACGGGGAUCUUACCGGGAGCACGCCUCGAGCACCGGCAAGCAAGUCACGGCCACAGUUCGCCAAGCUUGGCUCACCUUACGAGGAGCUGAAGCGUGAGAUGAGGGGUGAAGAUAACCAUGCCUCGGGUGAUGACUCCGAUACCGACAUCUUACCUCACCAACACACCACCAGACUGCCUGACAUGUCCAUGACCCCACGGUCAUCACUUGGUGCGGACGAGGGUACACAGGACGACAUCUUCUCCACUGCGCACAAGAACAAGGACCCUCUGCUCCACCGGGUCAUGGACAAGAACUACCGCAUCCAAGCAACCCCACACAAGCCCACGGGCGUCUCGCCCAUCAAGUGGAAGGUCACCGAGAAGCUCCAGCUUCAGGGUGGGGACAAGGGCAAGCAGCCAGCAUGGCAGGACAACUCCCCACAGUCCUCCCCCGAGAUGGCCAUCCCGACGCUCCGAAGCGCUGCGUUCAUGUCCCCGGUGAAGUACGGCGGCGGGGGCGGCGCGCGUGUCAGGCGUCCUAGUGGUGCGUCUGGUGCCCCGCGGACCCCCGGCGUCAGUGUCCAGACGCCUGCAACCGCGAAGAAGACCAAGGACGUCUAUGUGGACGAGGGCAAGAGGGGCCGGCAGAAGGACGAGAUCACGUGGGAGAGCGACGACGAGGAUGACGACGGCCUCUAUGGCGGGAUGAGUCCGCCCAAGACGAUCCAGUUCGCGCUGCCCCCUUCGAAGCUGCUCCAGACCCCAGCUCGAGAGGCAAGCAAGCGGAUUGUUGAUGACAUACUUUUGACGGCCGGCAUGGAACCUGAGGACUCGUCUGAAUACAGCCCAACGAUCGUCAAGAUGAAUGCAAACAUCUCGGACGACACUUUCUAA